Molecule: messenger RNA, 3147 nt
Organism: Sphaerodactylus townsendi
Lineage: Eukaryota; Metazoa; Chordata; Lepidosauria; Squamata; Sphaerodactylidae
Gene: ATP6V0D2
Product: ATPase H+ transporting V0 subunit d2
Exons: 8
Coding region: 23-1078 (351 amino acids)
Biological process (GO): vacuolar acidification; proton transmembrane transport; vacuolar transport
Cellular component (GO): early endosome; lysosomal membrane; plasma membrane proton-transporting V-type ATPase complex
Molecular function (GO): proton-transporting ATPase activity, rotational mechanism
Source: RefSeq, a predicted model, not a curated record
CAUUCAGGCUGCCUUUUCCACUAUGCCAGGCUACUCGGAGUUUUACUUCAAUGUGGAUCAUGGAUACCUAGAAGGGCUGGUGCGAGGCUUUAAAGGUGGGAUCUUGAAGAAUGCUGAUUACGUCAACUUAGCACAGUGUGAAACUCUGGAAGACCUGAAAUUACACCUGCAGACCACAGAUUAUGGACAUUUCUUGGCUAAUGAAACAGGUCCUCUCACAGUUUCCAUCAUUGAUGAUAAACUAAAAGCCAAACUACUGGCAGAAUUCACAUACUUCAGAAACCAUGCAUUUGAGCCACUUUCUACAUUCCUCAACUUUAUUACAUAUAGCUAUAUGAUUGACAAUGUGAUUCUGCUUAUUACUGGCACAUUGCAUCAGCACCCUGUAGAAGAACUGGCUCUCAAGUGCCAUCCAUUGGGACGUUUUGAGCAGCUGGAAGCUGUCAGCAUUGCUCUAAACCCCGCAGAGCUGUUCAACGCAAUAUUAGUAGACACACCUUUAGCUGCUUUUUUUCAAGACUGCUUGUCUGAAAAUGACCUAGACGAAAUAAACAUUGAAAUCAUGCGCAACAAACUGUACAAGUCUUACCUCGAGGCGUUCUAUACAUUCUGCAAAAAACUAGGUGGUACUACAGCAGAUAUAAUGUGCCCCCUUUUAGAGUUUGAAGCAGACAGACGUGCCUUCAUCAUCACAAUCAAUUCAUUUGGCACCGAACUAAGCAAAGAAGACAGGCAGAAGCUGUAUCCAACAUGUGGGAAGCUGUAUCCGGAAGGCCUACUUCUGCUUGCCAAUGCAGAGGAUUACGAGCAAGUCAAGGGCGUGGCGGAAUACUAUGGUGAAUACAGAGCUUGCUUUGAAGGGAUUGGAGGUGGAACUGGAGAAAAAACAUUAGAAGAUGCUUUUUUUGAACAAGAGGUCAGAAUGAAUGUACUGGCAUUCAACAACCAGUUCCAUUUUGGAGUCUUUUAUGCCUAUGUGAAGCUGAAAGAGCAAGAAUGCAGAAAUAUUGUCUGGAUUGCUGAAUGCAUCUCCCAGAGGCACAGAACAAAAAUUAACAACUACAUACCUAUUUUCUGAACUAGAUACUCAUCAUGCGUAUUUACAAUAGCACCUCCCUAUUCAAUUGGCUUCUUUACCAAAUUUGGCAUGCAAAAAGAGGUGUUAAUUUGACCACCCAGGAAGGAUAAUUUUACAGUAGUCCAUAUGACUGGUAGUUUAUGUGAAAUAGUUCAUGCAGGGCCAAAACAGAUAUGAUAACAAUCACAGAUCUUCAUUACUGCCCAACUUUGAUUUGCAUCUGGAUUAUCACAUAGGAAGUGAGGAGGAAAUUUUCUUUGAAAGUGUUCAAAACAUCAUUGGUCACUUAUCUUCUGAAGAUGACUUGAGAUCUGGGAAUCUCUGGAAAUCUCACUUGUACAUACUCUCAGCAAAUCAAGCUAUACUGCUAACAUGUAAGGUUUUAUAAUAGCUGCCUGGAAAUCCUGAUGUGCCCCCUAUAAUAUCAUCUGCAUAUCAUGUAGUAGCAUCUGCCUUAUGGCGCAGUUCAAGCAGCCAGUUUAGCAGGCAUAGUCUAUAAACCUGCAUCAAUUGUCACCUUUAUACACAGCCUGAUGUACUUAUAGAUCAAAAGCAAAAUCUGAUCAUAAAGACAGAGAGAGAAGUAACAUUAGAUAGAACAGUUCCAUUUGUAGCUAACUUUCAUAUUUGUAAGGAUCUUCCUUUUCCGUCUGUUCUCACUGAACAAAGAACCAUGCUGUAUCUCCCAUUAUGGAAGGAAAAAGGUGACUGGAUCCAGUAUGCUCCACAUACAUAAGCAAUCAGGUGUGUGAGAACUGCAUACUGCAAAUCCUGAAUUGGAUCCAGAUGGCAUCCAAAGUGGCUGGGGUAACACUGGCUACUGCACUGCCCCACCACCUCCAGAAGGCUUUCCAGUACCGUGGAAAGGCAGGGAAAACUAAAAAAAACCUGCUACCACCAGAAAGCCUUCCAUAGGGCUAAAUGGAGUCUGAGGGCUUGCGGUCUGCGCUCCUGACCCUAAACCCUAGGUGGAAGCCAACUAGCAUUGCCCCCACCAGCGGGAAUGCCCUGGCCUGCACCCUCCCUGCUAAUUGGAUGCCAGUGCUGCUCUGUGGUGGCUCUGACUUUGGGUGUUGCUGCUAUGUGGUUGAGGGGCAGCCAGCCAUCAGCACUUUUGCUUCCUGUGCCAGUGGGGCUGCCCUUUAUUCAGUGGAGGGAGAAAACACACCAGUUCCAGGUCAAAACUCUUUCAGCCCUCCAAGAUGGAGCCAUUACUUUUAGCAGAAUUGAAUUUUUUUCCCAAGGCUUCUCUCAUUGGCGCGCUUCUGUAGUCCCAAUCGAUCCCUCGUGGAAAUGCUAUUCCUCCUGAAAGCGGAUGCUGGGAUGUAGUGAUCUACCAUCUGCACUCUGAUGCCGGAAGGGGAAAUUGGCCAAAAUCACCAAUUUAAUCUGGACUCAGCCCAUUUUGUGCAAUAUGAGGAGGGUCUUUUAUUCCUCAAAAUUCUUUUGCAGUACAGUACAUAGCAACAGAUCCAAAAACUGAUUGGUGUACAGAAAAUGAUUUCUGUGUACUGCUGAACCAGGUCAAAUACACAUGCAUUACUCACACUAGGCAGGAUUUUAGAAAAUCAUUCUCAGAAAAUCAUUCUCUUUCAACAUUUCUCUACAUACCUCAGAACAAUAACUCCUGUCCAUAAAUACAAUCAAAUGAUUUCCUUUAUGACAAGUUUUGCAAGGAGACAAAUGAUUACUAGCAAGUGGAGGGAAGGAAUGUGUGUACUUAGAAAGGGGAGGCACAGAAAAAGAAAAAAAAGGAAUGUUCUUACAACAUUAGCAUUUUAUUAAAGAGUAAUCUUUCACAUCAUUUGCAAGGUUAGACUUCAGUGACAGAACUGCUAGAAUGCCUUCCUUAAGGAGCAUAAAGGCCAACAGAGAAUUAAAAGAGAUCAAGGAGCUUCACUACCUAACAAUUACCGGUACCUUUAUUUAAAAAUAUGUUUCAAUAAUAGGAGACUGAACUCAGAACUAUUUUGGUGGCAGAUAUAAUCAUUUUCCAUAAUGCUUCUGCAAAAGUAUUUACAGUCAUUCGCUUACAGUUCUCAAAUAAAGAAACUGUCAAGACUGCUAAA